Messenger RNA from Cercocebus atys (sooty mangabey), 3205 nucleotides. It is a transcript of the gene LPAR5, whose product is annotated as lysophosphatidic acid receptor 5. Gene Ontology annotation, cellular component: membrane. Gene Ontology annotation, biological process: G protein-coupled receptor signaling pathway; behavioral response to pain. The transcript is spliced from 2 exons. The coding region runs from base 869 to 1987 and encodes 372 amino acids. NCBI's taxonomy places the organism in Eukaryota, Metazoa, Chordata, Mammalia, Primates, Cercopithecidae. Gene Ontology annotation, molecular function: G protein-coupled receptor activity. The record is from RefSeq and is a predicted model, not a curated record.
GGCAGAGGUUGCAGUGAGCCAUUGCACUCCAGCCUGGGUGACGGAGCAUGCACACAAAAAUUUUACCAAUUUUAAGUUAUGUAUAUUUUACCACACAUACACAAAAUAGAUGGUACGUGGGGUUGAAGUGGAGGGGUGGCUUCCAUGGCGUUAUGGCGUUGAGGAAGGUGGCAUCCCUCAGACUAUGUCCUUUCCUCUGUCUCUUCCAUCUCUUGACCACAUCCUUUGUCUGUCAGUUUUUGCCUGAGGACUGCAGCUGCUGCAUUCUCCCCUCUGGCAGCCUCGUCAGCACCAGUGGUCCCCUUCCUCACCUCACCUCUGUGCUCUCUGGGCUUAGGGUUCCCUUUGAUCACUCACUACCAAACCACCGUCUCCCUACUACCACAGAGCUUCAUCUGGGAUUAGACCUGCUGGGGGAGCACUUGGCAAAACUCAACCCACAGGGCCUUCCCCUGCCUAGCAAGACUGUGCUGUCAAAUUUAUUCACAUGUGGCUCUGGUGAAGACGAGCAUGCCAUCAGCCUACGAGGGCACUGUUAUGUUAUUAUGCCCAUUUUACAGAUGAAGAAACCGAGAAGUCAAACCAUUAAGCUGAACCCAGUUUGCUUUGACCACAAAUCCAGCCCACAUAGGCGCAAUGAUGGAUGUGAUGAGUCCCUGCUGCUGACGAAGCUGUGACCAAACGCACCCAACCCUUGGCAGCCAUCUGUCCCUGCAGCCAUAGCCCACAUUCCCAUACCCUCCCUCUGCUUGUUUCGGGACCAUGUCUGUACAGCCUCCAGGCCCCAGCCCCGGAGGUGAAGGCCAUGCCAUGACUCUGGUGUGCCCCAUGGCAUCCCCAGCCUAGCUCCCAUUCCCACUUUGGCACAAUGUUGGCCAACAGCUCCUCAACCAACAGUUCUGUUCUCCCGUGUCCUGACUACCGACCUACCCACCGCCUGCACUUGGUGGUCUACAGCUUGGUGCUGGCUGCCGGGCUCCCACUCAACGCGCUGGCCCUUUGGGUCUUUCUGCGCGCCCUGCGCGUGCACUCGGUGGUGAGCGUGUACAUGUGUAACCUAGCGGCCAGCGACCUGCUCUUCUCCCUCUCGCUGCCCCUUCGUCUCUCCUACUACGCACUGCACCACUGGCCCUUCCCCGACCUCCUGUGCCAGACGGCGGGCGCCAUCUUCCAGAUGAACAUGUACGGCAGCUGCAUCUUCCUGAUGCUCAUCAACGUGGACCGCUAUGCUGCCAUUGUGCACCCGCUGCGACUGCGCCACCUGCGACGGCCCCGCGUGGCGCGGCUGCUCUGCCUGGGCGUGUGGGCGUUCAUCCUGGUGUUUGCCGUGCCCGCCGCCCGCGUGCACAGGCCCUCGCGCUGCCGCUACCGGGACCUCGAGGUGCGCCUAUGCUUCGAGAGUUUCAGCGACGAGCUGUGGAAGGGCAGGCUGCUGCCCCUCGUGCUGCUGGCCGAGGCUCUGGGCUUCCUGCUGCCCCUGGCGGCGGUGGUCUACUCGUCCGGCCGAGUCUUCUGGACGCUGGGGCGCCCCGACGCCACGCGGAGCCAGCGGCGGCUGAAGACGGUGCGCCUCCUGCUGGCCAACCUCGUCAUCUUCCUGCUGUGCUUCGUGCCCUACAACGCCACGCUGGCGGUCUACGGGCUGCAGCGAAGCAAGCUGGUGGCGGCCAGCGUGCCUGCCCGCGAUCGCGUGCGCGGGGUACUGAUGGUGAUGGUGCUGCUGGCCGGCGCCAACUGCGUGCUGGACCCGCUGGUGUACUACUUCAGCGCCGAGGGCUUCCGCAACACCCUGCGCGGCCUGGGCACUCCGCACCGGGUCAGGACCUUGGCCACCAACGGGACGCAGGCGGCGCUCGCGCAAUCCGAAAGGUCCACCGUCACCACGGACGCCACCAGGCCGGAUGCCGCCAGUCAGGGGCUGCUCCGACCCUCCAACUCCUACCCUCUGUCUUCCUUCACACAGAGUCCCCAAGAUUCCGCCCUCUGAACGCACACCAUGCCACAGCGCCGUCCGUGCCCGACUCCCAACGCCUCUCGUUCUGGGAGACUUGCAGGGUGUGCACACAAGAAGGUGGGCUGGGCACUUGGGUCUUUGGGUGGCAACUCCAGCUUAGCAACGCAGAAGAGUACAAAGUGUGGAAGCCGGGGGCCCGAGGAAGGCACUGAUGCUGGAAAUGGCUUCUUUAAACUGUGAGCACGCAGAGGACCCCCGUCUCCAGUGGUGGGAAGUGAUGCAGAGAGCCCACCCGUGCAGAGGGCAGAAGGGGACGAAAUGCCUUUGGGUGGGCGGGGAAUUAAACUGCUAAAAGCUGGUUAGAUGGAACAGAAAAUGAGCAUUCUGGAUUUAAACCGCCACAGGGGCCUGAGAGCUGAAGAACCCCAGGUUUGGUGGACCAUGCUACUGAGAUGCCUGUUCAUCUGCUGACUUCUGUCAUGGAUGCCACCCACUUUCAUUUCGGCCUAGGUUUCCCCUGCUCACCAUUGAGGCCUAAUACAAGAGUUCCAUAUAGACAGAACUAGGUUCUUUCUCGCACAGUGACUUGUGACAAUUUAGACCUGGCACCCAGCAUAGGACAGUUGGGGCAAGGCAAAACUGGCUUAGAGUUUCCUCCUCGCCAAAAUCCAAGUCCAAACCCUUUUUAGGUUAUCCUUUCUUCCAUCACUCCCCCUUCUCCAGGCCUCCUCCAUUUUAGAUCCUUAAUAUUCUCUCUCUCUCUCUCUCUGCUUUGUCCAGAGUAAGGAGAAAAUUCUUUCUACUAAAGCAUUGGUUCUCAAACUUUUUGGUCUCAGAUGCCACUCUUGGAAACUGAGGAUCUCAAACAGCUUUGCUUAUCUUUUGAUACUUACCAUACUAGACAUUAAAGCAAAUACAUUUUUAAAAUAAAUACACAUGCACACAUUCUGUUAGCCACGAGAGCAAUAAUGUCACCACACACACUUCAUGAAACCUCUGGAAAACUCUACAGUAUACUUGUGAGAGAAUGAGAGUGAAAGGGACAAAUAAUAUCUGUGUAGCAGUAUUAUGAAAAUAGUUUGACCUCGUGGACUCCCUCAAAGGGUUGGUCCCUGGAUCACACUUUGAGAACCACACUUGUCCUGAAGUAUUAGAGUUCAUGUCUAACUUCUUCCCAGGGCAUUAUGUACAGUGCUUUCUAUUAUUGUGGGAAGAGGGCAGUGCUAAAUAAAUUAAUCAAUUCUGAUAGUC